Pestalotiopsis fici W106-1 is the source of this 2772-nucleotide messenger RNA. RefSeq lists its product as uncharacterized. The transcript is spliced from 3 exons. Bases 1 to 2772 code for a protein of 923 amino acids. Gene Ontology annotation, molecular function: protein binding. The record is from RefSeq and is a predicted model, not a curated record. Lineage: Eukaryota; Fungi; Ascomycota; Sordariomycetes; Amphisphaeriales; Sporocadaceae.
AUGGAUCCUCUGUCAAUAACGACAUCAAGUCUUGCAUUGAUCACCGUCGUCGCGAAAACCAGCAUUGCAAUCACCACCUUCAUCCGUGAAUGCCGCGAAGCUCGAGGAGAUUUGACCUCGGUAAAUCGGGAGCUGUCCGAGUUAAAGAUUGUCCUGGAGCUUCUCCAGGAAGACACUGCCGACCAGAACAGCGAGCUGCUUCUUUCAGAAUCGCUUCGAGCCCAAAUUCUGAGUAUAAUUCAUAACUGUGGCGAUGUCUCAACAAAAGUCGAGCAGGUCCUCACAGAUCUGCGUAAAAGCCGCGUCGGUGCCAUCAAAUGGGUAUUGGACCGCAAAAAAGAAGUCGCGAGUCUGAAACACUCCAUCACCAAAGCCGUCAAGGAAGACACUGGUGUAAUCAGAGAAGAUGUUGUAGAGAUCAAGCAAGAUACUGCACAGAUUCUAGACGAGAUCGAAAGAUUGAAGGAGAGGCUACCCUUGUCAGAUCGCGACUUUGUCAUACAGGGAUAUCUCGAUUCUCUGACCACAUACGCUGCCACCGUGUACGAUGCACUGGACGACGAUGAAAACGAGAUCAAAGAUGAAACGGGGCACGAGUCAGAUCCACCGUCACCAGAAGUCGGCCCUUCGAUACAUCCGGUACUGGCUCCAGCGAUCGAAGAAAAGGAUACGGCACUCUUGAAUAAAGCAACAUCAGAUCAUUCUAUUGGUGAUGAAGGCCCGGCACUCCAGAUAUCGCCUCAGAAUGCCCCGGAUAAGUUACUACAAGAAAGAUUGCAAGCACUAGAGGAGCCAGUCCAACACGGAGAAGAAACACAAACAUCAAAGGAGUCUGUUGCUCACUUUCACAGCGCCUCAACAGGCAAGAUCCGCGUCGGAGCGAUCGAAAAUUCCCAAGUGAAUGCCGAAAGUUCAAGUCAACUAUCCAAAAUAGUGGACGAACCUCGAUUGGGCCACAAUUAUGAUGCAACUCGCAUUCAUACUCCAGAUUAUGACAAUGAUGAAUAUCGCGACUAUGACGGCGGCUACGAUCAUUAUCCUUACGAAGAUGGUGAUGACGAUGAGGGUCAUGACGAUGACGAGGGUAGUGGUUACAGUCCAGAUUAUGACGAUGGAGAAAAUCACGACUAUGAAGAAGAUCAAUAUUCUGACGAUCACUAUUUCGGCGAAGAAGAUGAAGAAAAUGAUGAUGAUGAAGGUCGUGGUUAUAGUCCAAAUUAUGACCAGGAUGACGAUCAUGAAGAGUUUCGUAACCAGAUUACUGGCGAUGAAAGUCCGCAUCAUGGUGAUACUAAGGAGGAGCGGUCCCCUCCAUCACGCCCACGUGGGAUAGAGGACAGACAUACAACUGGUCCAAAUGUCUCUAUCGCAUAUUCUAAUGUUUCAAACCAAGGGCUGCAAGAUGCGGAUCAUCAAAAGACUGGGAGACAGCCAACUACUGUACCCACCGAGGCCUCUCACGAAGAACGGCGUACCCCCCAUCCCCUCCUGACGACGACGGAACCGGAACAGGUUCAAGCAUUCCCGCCAUCUUCACAAGGUCAUGCAUCCAAAAUCAAACAUAUCGUGAGCAGUGUCUCGGGCUCGCAGAGCAGCCCGCUAUUUUGGCCUAGUCGAACAGAGUCCUGCUCAAUAUCCACCAUCAAGUCUGGCGAUUUGGGAACUAUUACGAAAGGCACCAAUCCUGUCAUUGCCAUGGGUCUUAGCCAGGACGGCGUUUAUGGUGCAUUCGUCCAGCAGGACAGAACUAUCUCCGUCUGGGACCUAAGACAAAAUGCCCAAAAAGGCCGCGGGUUCAAACGCAAGCGUUUCGGACUUACAAAGCCGGACAUGGUUCAGAUCAUCAAGAACGAGGAAGCCGCUUUCAAUGAUGUUCACCUCUACGUUUUGCUAUAUUCAUCCACCGAAGCCGCGUAUGAGCUAUACGAUGUGGGAAUGAAGAAGCAAUGGUGGAGUUCAAAGGGAGUACAUUACCCCAGGCUCUUCAACAAUCUCUGCGUGCUGUCUGUUACCAAUGAUGGGGAGCUUGAGAUGUUGACAAAGAAAUGGACCACCAAAGUUUGGCGUUCCACCAUUUACAUCCCACCCGAUAGAAGUCUCAAGGAUUAUCCGUUUCAUCAGCCCCGAAUAAUUGUAUUCGCAGUCAAUGAGAGAGGUACUGAUAUUGCUUAUCUCUGCGAAGAAAAGCACUGUUAUGUCGCCAAAAUUAAUUUCGAUUCAAAGACUUCUAUCAAUCCAUCGAUCGACCGUGUCUCCUCUGGGCCCCUCCUCACUCAUUUUGACUCUGGUAGGCACAUUCCAGUAGGCAUGGCCUUAAGCACGGAAUACGAUCGAGUCGUGACUAUCUGGACAUCAAAGCGUGACCUCAAGUAUGGAUCUAGGGAUACCAUAUUCGUCAACGUCUGGGACCAGCCGUCGCAAUCACCGACGACAAACCGUACCUACGCAUUGCCGAGUGACAGGCUGGACCCACUGUAUCAACUCCAGCUGAGCAAAGGCUUCGUGUUGAUCCUGUCAAAACACCUUGAUGGAUGUCAGGUAUUGGACUUGAGAGCAUGCAGGGGAAACGAAGAGGGCGCAGACGGCGUUUGUCGAGCCAGCUAUUGUAAUCCAUGGAGCAGCGAGGAAGUCAAGGAAAUAAUUCCGUACAGUGGAAGAAACCUCUUGUGGAAGGCCUCGCAUGUCGACAGCUCAUUUUAUUCAGGAGUCUAUGAUUGGAGAGCUGGUUCUUUAAGAGAAGCGGACAUCUUUGGCACUGUGUCGGCUAUUUAA